Molecule: messenger RNA, 543 nt
Organism: Fusarium tjaetaba
Lineage: Eukaryota; Fungi; Ascomycota; Sordariomycetes; Hypocreales; Nectriaceae
Exons: 3
Coding region: 1-543 (180 amino acids)
Biological process (GO): protein folding in endoplasmic reticulum
Cellular component (GO): EMC complex
Source: RefSeq, a predicted model, not a curated record
AUGGCUGGCCCAUCUGCCUCCCCUAUCUGGGUCUCUCAACUCGAGAGCCCUCCUACUGCCAAGUCCAAGCAAUCUGGUGUUCAGGAUCCUCCUGGCUUCAGCUCCGGAGCAACCAAGAGCAAGGAUGCUGUCAAGGUUCAGCCCCGCAAGCCCCCGACUACCGCCGAGAUGGAAACCUUGAAGCUCAAGAAGGCCUGGGAAGUCGCGUUGGCUCCUGUUAAAGGUCUUCCCAUGACCGCCAUCAUGAUGUACAUGUCGGGCAACUCUCUCCAGAUCUUCAGUAUCAUGAUGGUCUUUAUGGCAUUCAAGAACCCCUUGAUGGGCUUGAUGAACACGAACCAGGCCUUCGAACGCUUCCAGUCAGAGUCUCUUUCUUCCCAGUUGUUGCAGGUCAAGUUUGUGUAUGUGGUAUGCCAGCUGGUUGCGCUUGGUGUCGGAAUCUGGAAGAUCAAUGCCAUGGGUCUAUUACCAACAACACGAUCCGACUGGCUGAUGUGGGAGGCGCAAAGAGAGCCUCUUGAGUUCGCUGUGGCAGCUUUAUAA